AUGGAAGGCUACAACAAGUACAGCAAGCUCGGCAAGCCCUUCCUGAGCCCGCAGGUGACGUGGAAGCCCGAGGUGAUAAUCCCGCCCGAGCACGUCCGCUGGAUGGUCGACCAGCCCGACAGCGUCUUCUCCAUCCACAAGGUCCUCAUCGACGACCUGCGCUUCGACUACACGUCGCCGCGCGCCUGGGACUUCGACCGCGCCUUCCACGUCGAAGCGCUCAACAAGAUGAACCUCGACGCCAUGACGGCCGACAUGAUGGACGAAAUCGACUUCCGCACCGCCGCCGCCUUCGGCGCCACCCCCAACCGCUGGCACACCACCACCCUCCAAUCCAGCCUCUUCGACAUCCUCCUCGCCGUCACCAACCGCGCCUUCGCCGGCAAGCGCCUCGCCCGCUCCCCCGCCUACUCCACCACCGUCGCCUCCUUCAUCGCCCUCCUCCCCCGCCGCGCCUCCCUCAUCGACGCCCUCUGCCCCACCCUCCUCAAACCCCUCCUGGCCCCCCACCUCGCCGCCCCCCUCCGCCGCCUCACCGCCCGGUACGAGGCCCGCCUCCUCCCGCGCAUCGCCGCCAGCCUCUCCGCCGCCACAGCCACCGAAACAACAACAACAACAACGACCAACCCGCCAAACCCCAGCACCACCACCGCCAACGAACGCACCGCCGACGUCAUCGCCCUCCUCGCCCGCGCCGCCGCCAAGUCCCCCUCCCCGCGCGACCGCUCCCCCCACAGCCUCGCCGCGCGCCUGCUCGCCCUCAACUUCGUCGCGGUCCACACGUCCUACCUGACCGCCGUCGCCGCGCUGUCCGACAUCCUCACGCGGGGCGGGCCAUCGCUCUGGGCCGAGCUACGCUCAGAAGCGGCGGACGCGUUGCGCGCCACAGCCACGGGCUCAGCUGUCGACUCGUCGUCGUCGUCGUCGUCGUCGUUUGACGCGCGGUGGACGAAAGCAGCGGUGGGGCGGCUGGUGCUGCUGGAUAGCGCGUUGCGCGAGUCGAUGCGGGUGUCGCCGUUUAAGGGGCGGGGGGUGGAGAGGGAGGUGGUGGCCGAGGGGGGGGUGGUGAUGCCGGGGGGGAGUGGGUCGGUGCGGUUGCCGCGGGGGACGAAGGUGGGGGUGGCGACGGCGGGGGUGCAUGGGGAUGGGAGGUUUUAUGAGAGGCCCGGGGAGUUUGUGCCGGGGCGGUUUGUGGGGAGGGCGGGGGAGGGGCUGGUGAAUGUGUCGGAGAGGUGGUUGGGGUUCGGGGUGGGGAGGCAUGCGUGUCCGGGGCGGUUCUUUUCGGCGCAUGAGUUGAAGUUGUUGGUGGCGCAUUUGGUGCUGAAUUAUGAUUUUGAGGUCGUGGGGGGAGGAGGGGGGGAGGGGAUGGAGAAGAAGCCCGGGGGGCCGGUUUGGGUGACGGAUUUUCAUCUGUUUGCGGAGCCGUAUGUGGUGAGGGCGCGGAGGAGGGAGAGGAGCGCGCAUUUGGAUCAGUGA
Molecule: messenger RNA, 1476 nt
Organism: Diplodia corticola
Lineage: Eukaryota; Fungi; Ascomycota; Dothideomycetes; Botryosphaeriales; Botryosphaeriaceae
Product: cytochrome p450
Exons: 2
Coding region: 1-1476 (491 amino acids)
Molecular function (GO): heme binding; iron ion binding; monooxygenase activity
Source: RefSeq, a predicted model, not a curated record